GCGCGAGGCUGCCCUGGCGGGCGCCGGCGUGGCCCUGGGGCUGCGGCAGGGGCGCCGCGCGUGGCGGCAGCCCCCCGGCGUGUCCUCCCUUGGGGGCUGGCCGCCAGACGUGCGCUGCGUCCUCCAUGCAGGGCCCGCGGGCCGAGCAGGAGGCCGCAGGCCCGGAGCGCAGCGAUGCGCUCUGGCAGGACCCGCGUCCGCGUGCUGGCAGGAGCAGCGCUGCACAGCCGUCGCCGUUCGGCACGCUUCCCGGCUCGGGCGAGCUGAGGUCCUUCUUCAGAAGGCCGAUCGUCGACCUGCUGGUGGUCACCGCCGUGUUCGCAGGCACCGUGGUGUAUGCCGUGAGCACGAUUGUCGAGGAUCCUGCCACGUCGAAGGUGAUAGCUUAUUUGGAGUUUUCAGCGCAGCUGGUGUUCCUUUUUGAGUGGCUUCUGCGCUGGUACAGCCAAAAUUGUCGUCCGUCUUAUCUCCUCGACGCGUCAAUGAUCAUCGAUGGUCUUUCGUUCUUGCCAUUGCUCUCGAUUGCCGCGGCGAACAGCACUGGCUUCCUGACCAGCGGUAUUGGUUUUCUGACCAGCGGUUUCGAGCCAGGAACGACUAAUCUGGCGCUCUCUUGCCUGCGCCUGGCGCGGAUCCUGCGACUCCAGCGCUUCCUGCGCAAUCGCCGGUCUGUGACGUCCAUCCUUGGAUUGCUGGGGCUGGUCAGUCCCGACGACCUCGCUACCCCGCUCCAGCUGCAGGGCCGCUUCGCGGUGUCCCUGUCGAUUGUCUUUGGCAUCUCGCUCAUCCCGCUCAGUCUUUCCAAGUUGGUGGAGGAGUUCUCGGCCGAGGCGCUGGCAAGCGAGGACAGCGAGGGCAAUGAGGAUGGCCCGCCUCCCAUGACGACGGGCAGGUGGAAUUGCCUGAGCUGCGGCGAGGUCUGGCACAGCGCAGAGGCGAACUUCUGUUUCCGGUGUGGAACGCCCUUGCGGCGGCGGAGGGCUGGCCUGUCCAUCGGCACUUCGCAGAGGGCUGGCUUGUCCAUCGGCUUGUCCAUGUGGCGGAGGGUCUUGCAGUUCUGCAGCGCGGAGAGGCGGAUGGCCGACUACCGAGGGAUCUCCCUCCCGUCCAGCGUGCUGGAGUGGUACACGAAUUGCCUCGUCAUCCUGCACGAAGGCACAUGUCAUGCACCGCAAUGGUCAUCUCUUGGCACGUUUGGCUUCCGCACUGGCUGCGCAUGCGCGCAGAUAACUGCACCUUUCCGUAACCUUCACGCCAAGAGUUGGGAGUGGCAAGAAAAGUUCCCCAUCUACACGUUCAUCGGGGACAUCCUGAUGGCAUUCGACUUCUUGCGGCCGGCGGCUGUCGGACGGUCCAUGGAGCGUCGCGGGAUGCACCCGCGGCUCAUCGCGGGAUUCUUGCGAGAGAGCCGUGGCUUGAAGAUGAUCCCGUCCUUCCACAACGCGCCCGCAGUCCCUGAGAUCGAUUUCAACAAGUGCGAGCGCAUGGGCGGCACCGACACCACGUAA
Molecule: messenger RNA, 1508 nt
Organism: Prorocentrum cordatum
Lineage: Eukaryota; Dinophyceae; Prorocentrales; Prorocentraceae
Source: the annotation of a GenBank genome assembly